Nematocida major is the source of this 609-nucleotide messenger RNA. RefSeq lists its product as uncharacterized. The transcript has a single exon. Bases 1 to 609 code for a protein of 202 amino acids. Gene Ontology annotation, biological process: intracellular sterol transport. Lineage: Eukaryota; Fungi; Microsporidia. The record is from RefSeq and is a predicted model, not a curated record.
AUGAACAAACAAAAAUGUGUACACUGCCGUGCAAGCGUGUCCGAGCUCACAAAAAUGUCAGAGGGCGGAGGAACAGUUCGACACGCAAUUUGCCCCUUCUGCAAAGAAGUCGCAGACAUCUACGCAAUCAACAAGACAGCACUCCCCAGGGACCUUUUUAUGUUCAAGCCAGAAGCCUUCACGCACCUGGUCUUCAACCUCCCGGGAGGAAGCUUCCGAAAAGUCCUGGCGUGGAGGGCCUUGCUCGUGCUUAUAAACACGCUAGACAGAGCAGCCUCCCCUGGGCCUGCAGAAAUAGGCAGGGCGAUUCUUCCGCAGCUUCUUGAAAUAUUCCUGCAGUGUGCGAUCAUGCACCGAUUUGUGGGCUACCAAAAAACCCUCUUUGUCACGACUGCGCUCUCUGCACUUUCUCUUCUGAAGGUGCUGAUUUUUUUCACAUUCAUUCCUAUAAGGAAUAUUUACUACCAAAUGUGCAACAUUCUUAUUUUGCUUAUGACGUCCAAGGCGCUUUCCACAUUUUUUAAGCGGGAAACAAAAUCAUUCCUUUCCUACAUAGUGACGCUAAGGGUGAUUUCAACCGGGCUUUUUUAUUUCGACUUUCAAAUUUAG